CUGUCUCAGUUCUGUAAUGAAAUUAUGCAAGAUGCAACAUUCCUUUAUUAUUGUAAACAAUCAGUUCAAAAAGUUUCUCAUGAUAUCGCAAAAUUCAAUUUCAUCUCUCGCCAAUACUAGUUAUCGUGUCCAUAGAGCAUACUUAUAGUGUUGAACAUCACAAGCCCGACAAAAUGCAUUGCUACAACAUUCCUACGAUCGAUCCGGAUUUGCGUCAUGAAGAAACUAUUCUGCAGGCCAUAAACGUUUUCGAGUUCUUGAACGAAGUUAUCGAAGACGUGUUUUGCAAGGUAAAUCGUCGGAUCGAAUCCAACAGGCAGCGACUAGAACAGAUAAGCCAACGGAUACAGAAGGUCAAUUGCGAUGUUGCCCGGCUUAAGGAAACGAAGGAAGCUAUUGUAAUUUAUUCACCGUGUCGUUACCCGGGAGCGGAUUUGGAUCCGACUAUACUUCCUACCUUUACCAGCCAGAAUGGAAUUCGUAUGAGGGAAAAUGAAUUCACUCUCCAAGAUAAGUCCUACGUUCCGAGUCACUCGUACCAGGAAAAGAUUCAGUUCUAUCACGUGAAAAGUUCAACCGACCAGCAUAGGAUUUAUUCGUUUGACGAUCCCAGGAAAACUCGUUUGGACGAACGAGUUCAAUUUGUGGAUUCGAUUUUAAUGUUCAACAGUAGAGAAUUUGCUGUGGAUUACAAGGGAAUUGUAGAUAAGUCGAAAACGGGAAGGAAAUCUUCCGGACGGAUCCACGAGGAAAGAAUUCUCUCAUCCUCGUCACCAAUAAUUCGCAAUCGAUCACGAAAGAAGGGACAAGAAAUAUUUUACACUCCGGUGCUGAAUGAAGCACCGAAAAUUGAUGUUCCGUUUGAUUUACCUGAUUUACCAGGAAUCGUAACGAACAUCCAGUAUGCCGGAAACAACACACUAAUUGCUCCUUCGCUGCAGCUAGCUGCAAUAGCUGACCAACUUCCCGAAUUAAAAGAUCUCUCGGUAACGGAAGCUAAGGAAGUAUUUCCAAUGCCAGCUGUCCUACAGACAAUCCUUCCGCCUGUCGCUCCCGCUAGGGCGGGUUCAGCUGUGACAGCAGUUGAACAAUUUCCACCACCUCCGCCGCCUCCACCACCACCACCACCUCCUGUUACUCAAACUACUAACGAAAUAUCUGCAGGUCGUUCAGAUAAACUCGAUGGUAAACCGAUUGAAAAGCGAACACCCAUUGGACCACCUGCUGGGGAGGCUCAUUUCAAUUUGAUGGAAGCUAUAAGGAAAGCGGGUGGCGCGGAGAAGGCUAAGCUGAAGCACAGCGAACCAAACGAGGAAAAGAAAGAUUCGUCAAAACCGUCUAAAUCAGGUCCUCGAAACUUCAUCGAUGAUCUGCACAACAAACUACAAAUGCGCCGCAAAGGAAUUUCCGGAGCUCGGGAGAACCAAGAACCUGCCAACGUAAUAGAUCGUCUGUCGGCACUUAUACCUCCUCCUCCGCCAAAACUAGAGGCCAGCGCCAGUGAAAGCAACGACGAAGAUUGGGAUUGAUUUCGUAGUACGAAAAAUGAUUGAACACGCGAAACUCGUUAGCGUUAUUUUUAUCAAAAUGAUUACAGUUUUAUACGUUAGUAUCAUAUUCAAGAUAAAUUAGACCUAUAAUAGUUAUGC
Molecule: messenger RNA, 1649 nt
Organism: Topomyia yanbarensis
Lineage: Eukaryota; Metazoa; Arthropoda; Insecta; Diptera; Culicidae
Gene: wash
Product: WASH complex subunit 1
Exons: 2
Coding region: 174-1529 (451 amino acids)
Biological process (GO): exocytosis; Arp2/3 complex-mediated actin nucleation; retrograde transport, endosome to Golgi
Cellular component (GO): recycling endosome; early endosome; WASH complex
Molecular function (GO): alpha-tubulin binding; gamma-tubulin binding
Source: RefSeq, a predicted model, not a curated record